Pocillopora damicornis (cauliflower coral) is the source of this 3695-nucleotide messenger RNA. RefSeq names its product atrial natriuretic peptide receptor 1. Gene Ontology annotation, cellular component: plasma membrane. Gene Ontology annotation, biological process: receptor guanylyl cyclase signaling pathway; intracellular signal transduction; protein phosphorylation. Gene Ontology annotation, molecular function: protein kinase activity; guanylate cyclase activity; adenylate cyclase activity. Lineage: Eukaryota; Metazoa; Cnidaria; Anthozoa; Scleractinia; Pocilloporidae. The record is from RefSeq and is a predicted model, not a curated record.
CAGCGCUACCUUUAGUAAUGAACUUCUGGGCGCAGCAGAAGCGCGGAGUUGACGCCUUUAUUGGGGGUGGAUGUAACCGAGUGUGUGAAUACAUCAGCUUGUUGGCUGGAAAAUGGAAUCUGCCUGUCAUAUCAUGGGGGUGUAUGUCUGCUCAUUUGUCCAACAGAAACACUUUCCCAACAUUUGUACGGACUGUAGGUCCCUACACCAAAAUGGAAAAGUUGCUUAAACGUCUGAUGGAACAUUUCAACUGGAAACGAGUAGCCAUAAUCGCCUCCACCGACGACAUCUGGCAGAUCGCGGCUAAUCUUGUGAAGAUUGAGCUCCUGAAACACAAAAUUAACGUCGCCCACUUUCAUUCUUUUAUACCUGGUCGUCUUCAUAUUCUGGAGAGCAGGAUUGUAAGACACGCUGAUCUCAUUCGUAGAGCAGCAAAACGUGCAAUGAUUUUUAUACUUCUCUGCGAUGGAGGCGACAUCCGCGAAAUCAUGUUGAACUUUCUGGAUCUGGGGCUGUUAAACGGAAACUAUGCUUUCAUUACCGUCCACUUGCCCAAACGUUCUUACAUCGGCAACAACACGUGGAUGGGUAAUGACGGAAGAGAUAAUGACGCUAAGAAAGCUUAUGAAGGGGUAUUGAAUAUCGAACAGAAGUUUGGAACAGAGAAGCGUUCAGGCGCUAAAGUAUCGGCGUUUGUGGACCGCAUCAAGAAGCGAAUGAAACAAGAACCGUUUAACGUGGACUUUCCAGAAAACAGAACGGUGGAGGCGUAUGCAGGAACAAUGUACGAUGCCGUUUGGUUGUACGCCCUAGCUGUGAACGAGACUCUGGAAAUGGGGACAAGUAUUAGAAAUGGAUUAGAAGUCGCUAAGAGAACAUACAACAGACUUUAUGAAGGUAUCGCAGGCCCAGUGUACAUGGACAGAAAUGGCGAGAGAGAUCCUGAUUAUGUGAUUCAAACUCUGAUCGAUGACCGAUUUGAAGACAUCGCGUAUUACACUCGAUACAACGACAAUUUUACUAUCAGGGAGGGUGUGACCAUCGUUUGGCCUGGAGGGGUAACGACUGCACCGAAUGAUAGUCCCGAGUGCGGAUGGGACGGGGAGCUUUGUUUAACAGACAGCCAGGACAGCACGACUUAUAUCAUCAUAGCUUGCUGUACUGUGUUUGGAUUUGUCUUUGUCACGAUGGUUUUUGUCUUCGUUUACAGGAAGCUGAUAUUCGAGCUGGAUCUUGCCCAGAAUCAAACUUGGAAAGUCAAAUGGAGAGCUUGUUGUGGUUAAACACACGAAAAAGAAAGAUCUGAGAAUUUCCCGCAAAAUCCUGAUUGAAGUUAAACAGGCGCGAGAACUACGCCAUGAGAACAUUAAUCCCUUUAUCGGAAUCUGCAUCGACUCGCCUCAGGUCAUGAUUCUCUCCAAGUACUUGAAACGAGGCAGUCUUCAGGAUCUUUUGGAAAAUGAAGAUUUCAAGCUGGAAGAAAUUUUUAUCCUUUCUUUGGUUCGCGAUGUCGCGACGGGAAUGAUGGUGUUGCAUAAUAGUCCAGUGCAAGUGCAUGGUCGUCUCAAGUCCUCUAACUGCCUGAUUGAUUCGCGUUGGGUAUGCAAGAUUGGAGACUGGGGACUAAGUGAGCUUCGGUCACCAUUAGACCGCUGUCAAUUGCAAGAAGGGUCUGAGAAAUACAAUGAUAUGUUGUGGUGUGCUCCUGAACAUAUCAGUGAUGGCGAAAUGGACCACAGGGGAUCCCAGAAAGGAGACGUGUACAGCUAUGGUAUCAUUCUACAGGAAAUUGCCAUCAGAAAACCACCGUACAGCAUGUACACGUUUGAGCCUCAAGAGAUCAUUGCCCGUGUCAUGGCCCAUGAAGAUCCUCCAUUUCGCCCCGUGGUCGAGGAAAACGCCUGCAAAUCGGAAUUGCAGUCCCUUAUGACGCAGUGCUGGGAUGAUGAUCCUGACCGAAGGCCUCAUUUUAAUAAGAUCCUGGAUAGGCUCCGUAAAGUCAUGGGCAGGGACGUGAACAUUAUGGAUAACAUCAUGGCUCUUAUUGAGAGGCAUGCUGAAAAUUUGGAGGCACUGGUUGAGGAAAGAACACUGUUGUUGAUGGAAGAGAAGAAGAAAACAGACAAACUUCUUUAUAAAAUGCUACCAGUUGCUGUUGCAGAGCAGCUGAAGCUUGGUAAGCCUGUGACUCCAGAGUACUUCGACGAGGUCACGAUAUAUUUCAGUGAAAUAAUGGCGUUCAUUGAUCUGGCUUCAGAAAGCACACCAAUGGAGAUUGUUGCAUUUUUAAAUGACUUGUAUCUUGCUCUGGACAACAUUCUUGGAAACUACGAUGUUUUCAAGGUAGAAACAAUCGGUGAUUGUUUGUUGGUGGUGUCAGGCCUGCCAGUCAGGAAUGGUAACCGCCAUGCAGGAGAGAUUGCAGACAUGGCGUUUGACAUUCUGAGUCUAAUGACUCACUUCAAGAUUCGGCACAGGCCACGGAUGAAGCUGCAGCUCAGGGUUGGACUGCACAGCGGCUCCUGCGUAGCAGGUGUAGUCGGAAUCCACAUGCCACGGUUCUGUUUGUUUGGUGACACAGUAAACGUGGCAUCAAGGGUGGAGACCACUGGCCAGGCUCUCAAGAUCCAUGUGAGUGAAGACUGUUACAGACUUUUGAAGGAAAUUGGAGGAUACACAUUUCUGAAGCGAGGCGAGGUUUAUCUCAAGGGACGUGGUUUUUGGAAAACGUACUGGCUGAUUGGCAAAGAGGGAUUCAACAAGCCACUGCCUCACGCUAUGACGGCGAACUCAGAACCAUCUGUUGAAACUUUGAACAUUUACUACGCAAGUUAACUUAAGUCUUUUUGAGACCGUCUUCAUCGCAGGGGUUUAUCUAUUGAUAUCACUUCAACCUUCCUCACAUUUCACAAAAGAUGGGCAAGUUUAAUUUAACCAAACUGAGAAAAAUGUUGAUUUCGUCAUCCAAAUCAAAAUUGCUCAUGGGUGGUGGCUGAUUGAGCUGUUUUCCUGUAUCAUUUAAAAUCAGGAGUGACUGUAGAACCUUUAACACUUGAUUUUCUUUUUCAUCAGUAUCUCUAAGCAUUUUAGCUCCACAGUGCGCGGACAGUGGGGUGGUUUAAAUUAAUCAGUGAAGUUCAGUUGGCAUAGCCUAGGUUCCAGUCCUCUCUCCUUGUGUCACCUCAUUCUAUUGCCCAGUUCCUCUCUGCCUUGUAUAUAAAUAUUUUUGUGCUCUCAAUUACGAGCCUAUCCAAUGAUAGUUUAGAAAGUACCAACUCAUUCGUAGAACGAAACACAAUAGUUGGGCAAACAUAAGCAAAGUCAGCUUUAGUUUUCUGUUCCUUUUGUUUUGAGCAACUUGAUGGAAUUAGUGUAGAUUACAUUAUUAUAACUUCAUGGAGGGAUUGAAGAUGGCUGCUGUUGUUUUUAAUAAUCAGAUAAAUUAUAGCCAUGUAAACAUUUGUUUAUUCCUUAAUUAUUUGGAGAUUUCAUCAACAGCUUAAAUGGGGAAAUGUCAGUAUAUGGGCAACUACCCACCCCUCCUCUAACCCAACAACAGUCAGCUGACAACAACUUAGGGUUAAUGUAGGCUUAGGGGAGGGGUAGGUGUACAGUUUCUCAAAUACUGACGUGGAUCUGCCGUAAUUAUAUAAAGCACAAUAAAUUAAACACCAAAAACAAGAGUUAUCAAUGUA